AUGAAAAGAGCUCACAUUAAUCGCAAAUCCUCACUGCCCAUCGCCUUUUUCUCCAUAUGUGCAGUAAUCCUCGUCUCGAUUUUAGUCUUAUCAGACCACAAGCCCAGUGGGUCCCCUUUUCCGGGUUCGGAUUCAGCCGACCCGAUCCUGCCCGACCCGCCGCGAUUUGCGUACUUCAUAUCGGGCACGAGCGGCGACGGCCGGAGGCUGAGGCGGCUUCUUCAGGCGCUGUACCAUCCACGGAAUUACUAUCUGCUCCACCUGGAUUGGGUGGCGUCCGAUGACGAGAGGCUCGAGCUGGCCAGGUUCGCCAAGUCCGAAGCUGCGGUGCGGAGGUUCGGGAAUGUGAUGGUGAUGGGAAAGGGCGAUUUGGUCACCCCCAAGGGGCCGACGGCGGUGGCUGCCACGCUGCACGCGGUGGCGAUUUUACUGAAGCAGGCGGAGAUCUGGGAUUGGUUUGUUAACCUUGGAGCUUCUGAUUAUCCGCUUAUGCCUCAGGACGAUAUCCUUCAUAUCUUUUCAUACUUGCCGAGGGAUCUGAAUUUCAUUGAGCAUACGAGCGAGUUUGGUUGGAAAGAGCACCAAAGAGUGAGGCCUAUUGCCAUAGAUCCUGCACUUUAUCACCCUACGAUAUCCCGGUUAUUUUGGGCCAAAGAGAAAAGAUCAGUGCCCGUGUCAUUCAAGUUAUUCACUGGGUCCGCUUGGGUAGUCCUAUCGAGAUCUUUUCUCGAGUUUUGCGUUUGGGGUUGGGACAAUCUCCCACGAACCCUCCUAAUGUAUUACACGAAUUUCCUCUCGUCUCCCGAGGGCUACUUUCACACGGUAAUGUGCAACCACAAACACUACCAAAAAACGGCGGUUAACCACAAUCUGCAUUAUGUGAGAUGGGAAAACCCGCAAAACGAGGUGCCGGAAAAUCUAACGAUCAAGCAUUUUGACGACAUGUUUCAUAGUGGGGCCCCAUUUGCCCAUAAGAUUCCCGAGAAUGACUCGAUUCUUGAUAGGAUCGACAAGGAGAUUUUGAAAAGAGGCGAUGGUCGGUUUGUGCCCGGCGGUUGGUGUUUGGGGAGGAAUGGCCGGAGAACGGACCCUUGUGCGAUUUUCGGGAGUUCGGAUGUCGUUAGGCCGUCAUCGAGUUCUAGAAGGAUGGAGAAGCUUGUAGCAUGGCUUCUAGAUUCUGAAAAUUUUCGACCUAGGCAGUUUUUGCUGCUGUGA
This is a messenger RNA of Striga hermonthica, 1215 nucleotides long. The record is from the annotation of a GenBank genome assembly. NCBI's taxonomy places the organism in Eukaryota, Viridiplantae, Streptophyta, Magnoliopsida, Lamiales, Orobanchaceae.